Molecule: messenger RNA, 1210 nt
Organism: Magnolia sinica
Lineage: Eukaryota; Viridiplantae; Streptophyta; Magnoliopsida; Magnoliales; Magnoliaceae
Exons: 2
Coding region: 60-749 (229 amino acids)
Source: RefSeq, a predicted model, not a curated record
AUAGAUAGAUAGAUAGAUAAUUAGAGAGAGAGAGAGAGAGAGAGAGAGAGAGAGAGAGAAUGGAAUGGAGGAAGUGCUACUUGGAUUUGUUGCUGGUGCCAUUUGGGUUCUUUCUCAAUGUUUUAUACCACUGCUGGCUAUGGCAGAAGGUUAGAAACAAGCCCAUGAAUACAUUGAUAGGUGUCAAUACGGCUGCUCGACGUCUGUGGGUGGUGGCCAUCAUGAAGGACGUCGACAAGAAGAACAUCUUAGCCGUCCAAACCCUCCGAAACACAAUCAUGGGCUCGACCCUGAUGGCGACGACAUCGAUCCUCCUAUGCACAGGCCUAGCAGCUGUCAUAAGCAGCACAUACAGCAUAAAAAAGCCACUCAACGACAGUGUCUUCGGCGCCCAUGGAGAGUUCAUGUUAGCCUUGAAGUACGCCUCACUCCUCCUCAUCUACCUAUUUUCAUUUCUCUGCCACACUCUCUCUAUUCGAUUCAUAAACCAGGUGAACUACCUCAUCAACACUCCGCUGGACCCCACGUCGAUCGUGACCCUUGAUUAUGUGUGUGACCUACUAGAUAAAGGGUUCGUACUCAACACUGUCGGGAAUAGAUUGUUCUAUGUAGGACUACCACUCCUACUUUGGAUUUUUGGGCCAGUGCUCGUGUUCAUGUGUUCGGUCUCGAUGGUUCCAAUCUUCUACAAUCUUGAUGUUUUUUAUGGGAAGAUGGAGAGUGGGGACAAGGCCAUGGAGGAUGUUUGAGUGGUGGAAUUUCAAUCGUGGGAUGCGAUUGUGAGAGAUCUGGACCGUUCAUUAAGUGGUCCAUGUGGUAGAUGUGCUGUGGUCUGAAAACCAAGGUGUGUAUCUUUGUUGGGUGGGGAAUAAUAUAUGUGGUUCAUAUCCAAUGUAUAUAUAUAUGGGUCCAUCCUGAUGUGGGCCAGACUGAUCUUUUGACGACAGAGACAUUCGCUAUGGACCCAUCUGAUGAACGGACUGGAUCUUGCACAUGUGUGUCGCUUCUGACAUUAUAGGGGGGCUCGUGUUUGGUGCAUCUGCGUGCACUGUUGGAAAUAAGCACUAAUUGGUUAGUUGGAUUGAGAAGGUUUUUUUUUUUUUCUGGUCAUAGAUUGCCUGUGAUUUGUCAAUUGAUGUUGAUGUAUGAGAUGGGUCCUUGAUCAACACCCACAGGCUAAUGAAAAUAUCUCUCUCUCUCUCUCUCUCUC